Molecule: messenger RNA, 2308 nt
Organism: Hydra vulgaris (swiftwater hydra)
Lineage: Eukaryota; Metazoa; Cnidaria; Hydrozoa; Anthoathecata; Hydridae
Biological process (GO): protein localization to centrosome
Cellular component (GO): centriolar satellite
Source: RefSeq, a predicted model, not a curated record
UUACUUACUAGUAUUAUAAUUUCAAAAUAAAUUAAAAACAGUUUAACAUACCUAACCUACUUUAAAAUGCAACCUAAAAGAAAAUGCAACUUAAAGGGAGCUGUGAGGGCUUCAGCGUACACAUAAACUUUAUAACACGCAAGAGAGUUGCUGCUAAAUUGACCAAGGUUUUGGCAAUCUAUUGAGUCACGAGCAUCUAGAGGUUUACCAAAUCCUAAACAAAAAUCAAGUGCAACUUCGGUGGUUGAAAAACAAGGGAAGAUUACAAAACAUGAUCCGCCACAUUACAAAUAUCUCUAUUCAUCUGGUUCUGAAGUAGAUAAAAUAACGUCAAUGAACAAUGGUCUUGAUCGAUGUGCAAGUCUUCUUAAUGCUUUGUUAAGUUCACCUAAAGUUUCACAUCAAGCAAGUGUUCCGCAAAAAAAAAGUAGAAAAAAGGUAGUACCUGAUGUGGAAAUAGCAGUAAAAACUACAAUUGCAAAGCCAUUGUUCAACAAGAGGCUUGUAUCUUCAACACCAGCUUUUAGCAAUGUGUCACAUGUUGUUACAUCAGAGUUUUCAGAUGCUCAACCAAAACAACAAGGUAUUUACAAUGAUGCUAUCAAAGCAACUAUGCAUGCAAUAAAUGAAAAUAAAGGUGCAAGCAGCCAAAAAAUAUUAUUUGAAGAUUCAAAUAUUUCUAAAGAAAAUGUCAGUCUAAAUUUACUUUUGAAAAGUAUAACUGAAAAAUUAUCUUUAAAUGAAGACAAAACCCUAUUAAAAACAUUGACUUGCGAUCGGGUAUAUAAUGAUCAUACAAUAUCUGGAAAAAAUUUGGAAUUGAACAAAAAUGUAUGUCAAGCUAAAAAAUUGAAUUACAAUACUGUAAACAUGAAAGAAAUAAAUGACAUUGACCUUGAAGAAAAAAAUCCAAAUGUUCUUAUUCAGCCAAAAAGUGGUUCUAAUGAUAAUCAGCUUGAAAGCAAUGUUGUUAAUUUUCAACAAGAAACUAAAUCCGAUAUUAUCAAUUUACCAGUUCCUUCAUCAUUAAAAAGUGUAAUUGAACUUGAUUCAGUUGAAAAAAAGAAUAAAAAAACUAUUUCCCCACUUUUUGUUCCUAGUCAAUUGUCUGUGUACCUAAAUCCAUCAGAAGAAAGCAGCACUCAAUUGCCAGUUUACCUAAAACCAUCAGAAAAAAGUAACACUAAAUUACCAGUCUACCUAAAUCCGUCAGAAACAAGCAGCACUCAAUUAACUACUUUGAAAUACUUGUUAAAAGAAUUGCGUGAUAUGAUGAACAUUAAAGCAUGUGGUUUCGAAUUAAAUCAGCUGUUUGAAGAAAUAGAUCAUACUGUUGAGUUAAUACCAUUUUCAAUGGCAAACUCAGCUGUUAAUGAAUGCAAUAAUGACUUAGAUUUACUAAAGAUAGAGAAUGCUAAUCUUAAACAGAAUCUUCAAUACUUUCAUCAAGAGCUUGAAAAGUUAAAGCUGAGCAAAAAAACGAUAAAUCAAAAAGAUAAUAAUGAACUGCAUCAGAAAAUACUAAUUGAAGAAGAAAAUAACUUUAAAUUAUCAAAUCAAGUUCAGGAAGUCAUAAUGGUAGCAGAAGAAUUAAGAAAAGAAAAUGAAGACUUAUGGAAACAUAUCUCUAUAAAAGAUACACAGUUUAAUGAAAAUUUAAAUGCAUGGCAAAUUGAACGAUGCAAGCUAUUAGAAGAACAUGCAGAAAAACAAAGAGUUAUUGAAGAGUACAAAUCCCGUUGCAAAUCAUAUGAAGAAUCUUUAACUAUCCUUCAAGUUUCUAUAAAGCAAAGAGACACAGAAAUAAAUCGAUUGAACAAAUUAACCAGAGAUCUUCAACAAUCCGUAACAAACCUUUUACUUGACAUUAAUGAAGAACGCAAUAAAAAGAUCAUUAAUCGGGAACCCAGUAAAAAAUUCUUUACUCAUCAAUUAGUUAAAAAAAGCAUUCCCGUCAACGCGUUGAACUUGCCUAAACGCGCAUUUCAUAUAAACGAAUCCUCUAUUAAUCCUGAACCAAUGUUUAAUUCAAUCAAUACCGAUUUAAAUUCAUUAUCAAGCUUUAAAGAUACGACAGACUCGUCUACUUUGAGUUGUGCGAUUGGUUCCGUUGAUCAUGAAACCGAUAGCUGCAUAUCUACUCUAAAAACAAGUGAUACUUCUGAAUUUCAAAAAGAUUUAAAAAAUCUUGAUGAAGAAAUUUUUAAAAUCCAACAAUCGUUAACGAAAGUUAACGAUUAAAAAAAUUAACAUUUUUAUCUUAUGAUUAAAAAACAUUUCAAGUUAAUAGUAAAAUAUUUUCAGUUAA